AUGGCUGACCUAAAAAUAACAACCGAAAUGCCACUGUUGUCAUCAGCACUGGAUCUAUACAGGAUUCAGUCGAAGAAUGUCUCUGAAGUCACCACGUUUAUAUUGCUGGGCUUCACAGAUGAUUUUGAGCUGCAGGUCUUUCUCUUUUUAUUAUUUCUUGCCAUCUAUAUUUUUACUCUGGUAGGAAAUUUGGGACUGGUUUUAUUAGUUGUGAUAAAUUCCAGACUCCACAACCCCAUGUACUACUUUCUUAGUGUACUGUCCUCCUUAGAUGCCUGCUUUUCUUCAGCUGUCACCCCAAAAAUGUUGGUCAAUUUCCUAUCUGAGAAUAAGGGCAUUUCAUUCCUUGGAUGUGCUACACAGAUGUGGCUCUUUGUCACUUUGGGGACCACAGAAUUCUUUCUCUUAGCAGCCAUGGCAUAUGAUCGCUUUGUAGCAAUCUACAACCCACUUCUGUACUCAGUUAAGAUGUCAUCCAGAGUCUACAUGCCGCUCAUCAUUUCUUCCUAUGUUGCUGGUAUUUUGCAUGGUACUUUAGAGACAGUGGCAACUUUCAGCCUCUCCUUCUGUGCAUCCAAUGAAAUCAGACAUGUCUUUUGUGAUAUCCCUGCACUUCUUGCUCUCUCCUGUUCUGACACUCACAUCAAUCAGCUUCUAGUCUUCUUUGUUGUGGGUUCCAUUGAGAUUUUCACCAUCCUGAUUGUCCUGAUGUCCUAUGGCUUCAUUUUGGUGCCCAUUCUGAGGAUGCGUUCUGCUGAAGGGAGGCGAAAGGUGUUUUCCACGUGUGGUUCUCAUCUAACUGGAGUGUCCAUUUACUGUGGAACAAUCCUGUUCAUAUAUGUGAGGCCAAGUUCCAGCUACGCCUCGGACCACGACAUGAUAGUGUCUGUGUUUUACACCAUUGUGAUUCCCAUGCUGAAUCCCAUCAUCUACAGCUUGAGGAACAAGGAUGUGAAAGAAGCAAUGGAAAAUUGUUUGAGGAAAAUUGGUUCAUAA
Molecule: messenger RNA, 996 nt
Organism: Orycteropus afer afer
Lineage: Eukaryota; Metazoa; Chordata; Mammalia; Tubulidentata; Orycteropodidae
Product: olfactory receptor 1102-like
Biological process (GO): G protein-coupled receptor signaling pathway; sensory perception of smell
Cellular component (GO): membrane
Molecular function (GO): olfactory receptor activity; odorant binding; G protein-coupled receptor activity
Source: RefSeq, a predicted model, not a curated record